This is a messenger RNA of Manis pentadactyla (Chinese pangolin), 1631 nucleotides long. RefSeq names its product POU class 3 homeobox 2 (gene POU3F2). Lineage: Eukaryota; Metazoa; Chordata; Mammalia; Pholidota; Manidae. The transcript has a single exon. The record is from RefSeq and is a predicted model, not a curated record. Gene Ontology annotation, cellular component: nucleus. Gene Ontology annotation, molecular function: RNA polymerase II cis-regulatory region sequence-specific DNA binding; DNA-binding transcription factor activity, RNA polymerase II-specific. Gene Ontology annotation, biological process: brain development; regulation of transcription by RNA polymerase II. Bases 110 to 1393 code for a protein of 427 amino acids.
GCGGGGAGAGCGGCGACGGCGAGCGCGCGCGGAGCGGAGCCCGGGCGGAAAAGUGACUGUCCGAUGCGCGGCGCCUGCGGCCGGAGCGCCCGGUCCGGCCGCGAGAGUCAUGGCGACCGCCGCGUCUAACCACUACAGCCUGCUGCCCGCCGGCGCCCCGCUCGUGCACGCCGAGCCGCCGGGCGGCAUGCAGCCGGGCGCGGGCGGCUACCGCGACGCGCAGAGCCUGGUGCCCGGCGACUACGGCGCGCUGCCGAGCAAUGGGCACCUCGGCCACGCGCACCAGUGGAUCUCCGCGCUGGCCCACGGCGGCGGCGGCGGCGGCGGAGGGGGCGGGGGCGGCGGAGGCGGCGGCGACGGCCCCGCGUGGCCCGCCAGCCCGCUGGGCCAGCCGGACAUCAAGCCCGCCGUGGGGGUGCCGCCGGCCGGCCGCGGCGACGAGCUGCACGCGCCGGGCGCCCUGCAGCCGCAGCACCAGCACCCGCCGCAGCAGCAGCACCAGCACCCGCCGCAGCAGCAGCACCAGCACCCGCCGCCGCCGCAGCAGCACCAGCAGCCGCCGCCGCGGCCGCCGCACCUGGUGCACCACGCGGCCAGCCAGCACCCGGCGCCUGGCUGGCGGGGCGCGGCGGCAGCGGCGCACCUCGGGCCCUCCAUGGGGGCGGCCAACGGCGGCCUGCUCUACUCGCAGCCUGGCUUCACGGUGAACGGCAUGCUGGGCGCCGCGCAGCCGGCCGGGCUGCACCACCACGGCCUGCGGGACGCGCACGACGAGCCGCGCCGCGCCGAGCCGCACGCGCUGCCGCCGCCCGGCCACCCCGCACCGCACGACGCGCACUCGGACGAGGACACGCCGACGUCUGACGACCUGGAGCAGUUCGCCAAGCAGUUCAAGCAGCGGCGCAUCAAGCUGGGCUUCACGCAGGCGGACGUGGGGCUGGCGCUCGGCACGCUGUACGGGAACGUGUUCUCACAGACCACCAUCUGCCGCUUCGAGGCCCUGCAGCUGAGCUUCAAGAACAUGUGCAAGCUCAAGCCGCUGCUGAACAAGUGGCUGGAGGAGGCGGACUCGUCCUCUGGCAGCCCCACCAGCAUAGACAAGAUCGCGGCGCAGGGCCGCAAGCGGAAAAAGCGGACCUCCAUCGAGGUGAGCGUCAAGGGCGCCCUGGAGAGCCACUUCCUCAAGUGCCCCAAGCCCUCGGCCCAGGAGAUCACCUCCCUGGCGGACAGCCUGCAGCUGGAGAAGGAGGUGGUGCGGGUGUGGUUUUGUAACCGGAGACAGAAGGAGAAAAGGAUGACCCCGCCCGGAGGGGCCCUGCCGGGCGCCGAGGACGUGUUCGGGGGCAGCAGGGACACGCCGCCGCACCACGCGGUGCCCACGCCGGUGCCGUGAGCCUGCGGCCCGCCCCGCGCCCCGCCCGCCGUCCUUCCGUUCUUGGCCACCAUUCCCGUCCCUUCGGAGGAGAAGGGACGCUAAGGAGAGCGACCGCGGCACUGGACUGUCCUUUGAACGGUAGCAGGUGUCAUGAUGUGUUUUGACCUUUUCGGCUGGUGCCCAGGCAAUGGGGUGGAGUGUCUUAGAGAGAGAGAGAGAGACAGAAUGAGUGUGUGUGUGUGUGUGUGUGUGUGUG